Molecule: messenger RNA, 761 nt
Organism: Anopheles arabiensis
Lineage: Eukaryota; Metazoa; Arthropoda; Insecta; Diptera; Culicidae
Exons: 2
Coding region: 324-632 (102 amino acids)
Source: RefSeq, a predicted model, not a curated record
UGUCUUCACAUCGUUUGUCAUAUUUGUUUGCGCUAUGACAACCCUCUUCCAGGAGAGCGUGGCGAUGUAUUGGUGUUUGUGUGUGCCCGCUGCUGUUGAAAGUAAGUGGUGGAUGGACGGAAUUUCUGCUGAUAAGAAUACCCUAUCCACAUUCGAUAACAGUGUGUCGAGGUUGUAAACCGAACAGGUUGUUGAGGGAACAGGGAACAGCAAAUCAAUCGCCACUCGGUGCACUUUGUACCUGUUAAACUUUCAAUCAAAAGAAUGUGAUAGUGCUGGCAUUAAAUUUAACAGUUUGUGUGAAUUUCAAUAAGGAUGGCAAAAUGGACCUGGCAAGGCAAGUAUCGUCCACAAUCCACUUAUUAUGUGUGGCAUCAGCAAUCUGUUUUGGCUGCACAUACAUCGAACGAAACGAAAAGAGCGAACGAAGCGAGCCGACUUCUCAGUCUAGUCGUGACGAGGUCGAGCUGCGUUCGUUCUACCAGAUGACUGCAGCAAUUCGUGAUCGUCGUUUCAAAGAAUGUUCGCUGUUGCUUCACAGCUGCUUCCUGUUCCAAGCUGGGGUUCUCGGGGAAGCGCGAGCACACGUGUUCCGGUUGAGCGCACACAUACACACAUGUUGCAAUCGGUAAGCCGUUGUAUGAAAGAUGGGAUUUUUAAAUAGGAAGGGUCGAAAGACAUUAAUGAAAGUGUCUGGAGAUAUACGAAGGAAACACAUCUUGAAUAGUGUGUAUUAAAGUUUUAAGUUCUACAGUGUAUGU